AUGAUUGUUUCAUCAUCCGAGUGCAUCAUCUGGUUUACCGUAUUCACCGCCGAGUUUGUUGCUAUAGUAACGGUGAACCUCCUUUCCAUCCUUCUUUUUAUAAAGAACAGAAGCCUUCGCACUCGCAGCAUGUACUUGGUUAUAAGCUUAACCGUGGCUGACGUGUUGGUUGGAGGUCUUUCCGGGAGUGUCAGUCAGUUGGAUUUGCUGCGCAAUUGUCACUUCGUAAAUUUUGCUUUAGUAUACCUGAAAGUUAUAAUUUUGUUACGCAGUCUUUUGCUUUUCUUUCCCUUUGUCUCCCUGACAAACAUCGCUGCAAUUUCUUUAGAGCGAUUUCACGCCACGUUUCGUCCAUUUAGGCAUCGACUUAUCAAGAGUUGGGUCUACGUGGUGGCAAUUGUUAUUGUCUGGGCUUUUCCUGUUAUUACAUUAGUCAUUCGGGAGAUAGAAUGGUUUCUGAUUAGACAUCACCUGUACUUGUGGGAAUCACACAGUUGUUUAUGUUUAAUUGUUACCUUUGUUUCUUACGCUUCCAUUUUCUUAAAGUUUCGUUUUGGAGCUCAUCCUCGCCACCAUUGUGCAGCAGCUUUAAGACAAAGAAAACUGACUGUCACAUUGUUUAUAACAACUUUAGUAUCUUUAUUGUUGUGGCUACCAUACAAUAUAUAUCUUGUUGUUGUCUGGUUAACUGAUAUUUGUAAUUACCGUAUUACUUAUCCAGAAGGUUUAAGUUUCGGUUUUUCAUUGCGUUUUUUGCUUUAUUCAAACUCUCUUGUAAAUCCCAUUUUAUACACAAUCAGGAUGCCGGACUUUAAGAAAGCUCUGCUCUCAUUUUUUAGA
Porites lobata is the source of this 840-nucleotide messenger RNA. The record is from the annotation of a GenBank genome assembly. NCBI's taxonomy places the organism in Eukaryota, Metazoa, Cnidaria, Anthozoa, Scleractinia, Poritidae.